UAAUAAAGCCAGUUUGCCAAUACAGCUAUAAAGCUAACAUUAACCAGUUUCUCUUAAAUGAAGUCCAACACUUCGCAUGCUUUUAUCGCGUGCCCGCCUGAAGGUGAAACUCUCUCAAAACGGAACUGAGUGUCAUUUCAUGGUUUAGACUAUCGUUAAAGAACAGAGAGCUUACGGUCGUCCGCUGGAGACAUGGAUAAAUUAAAACCUUUACUCAGCUUCACACAGAAACAGCAGACCAACUUAGGAUUCGGAUUGAUUGCUCUUAUAACUGCGGGUAGCGAGCACAUCUUCUCGGUCUUUGCUUUUAAGUGUCCUUGCAAUGAUUGGAAUUUCGUUUAUGGCAACGUCUGCCUCCUCGUGCCCGCGCUUGCGUUGCUCAUCUUAAGUUACAUGCUGAGCAAUAAAACAUGGAAACUGUUCACAGGCCUGUGCCUUAGGAAAUCGAAGCUAUGUCGUUUCAGAUACGUGAUUGGCUUCCUGUGUGUUUUUCUUCAAAUCACCACGACGGCGAUGAUCGCUCCUCUCAGCUGGAUCGCGGUGGCUCUGCUCAGAGGGGUGUAUUUCGAGUGCUCAAUGACCGGCGCCAACUUUACACUUUUUAGGCGUCACCUUUGCAACGAAAAGUUUCCUCACUGCCGGACAGAGUUGGAGAAGUUCCCUUGUGAUGGAACUGCGAUUCCUCAGAGCGAGAGAGCAGCUGUGCUGUCCAUCAUACGCGCGGAGUCACAGGUACUUGGUUGGAUCCUGAUAGGUUCUGUGAUGACAUUCACCUUUCUGCUCACGUGCAUGGCCAGAUGCUAUUCUCCAAUCAGCUACAUGCAGCUGAAGUUUUGGAGGAUGUACACUCAGAAGGAGAGUGAGUUUUUGGACAGCUAUACGGCUCAGCAUGCCGAAAAGCUUGCGAAGAGAAACCUUACAAGUUUCUUUGAUUUAACCAAGCCCAUUCUCAUGAAGAGCCCACCUAGAAAGGCCUGGGAGAAGAUCUCCUCCUUUUACAAAUAUCGAAGCAUGGACGAAUACUACAGCACCCUGCACAAGUAUGUGUGCACUUGUGAGGACCUUGAAAAUCCAGGAGCACGGCCUUCAGUGAGGUCUGAAAAUGAUUUUUCAAACCCAGCAGCAAUUGCAUUUGUGGAUGAAGGCAAAUUAGUCAUGUCCUGACAGCUUUCCAUGCUUGGGCAUAAACAGAGUGCUUGCUUCUGUUCACUGUUCUUCUAGUAUUGCUACUUUAGCUUUUCUUUUUAAUACUACAACUGUUUGUUUUUGACAUGGGUUGUUUCAUUUUAUUUUUGUCUUUCAAUAUAUCUUUUAGAUUAACAAUAAAAAAAAAAAUUCAGUUGAA
This is a messenger RNA of Puntigrus tetrazona (Sumatra barb), 1345 nucleotides long. It is a transcript of the gene calhm6, whose product is annotated as calcium homeostasis modulator family member 6. The transcript has 2 exons. The coding region runs from base 193 to 1164 and encodes 323 amino acids. Lineage: Eukaryota; Metazoa; Chordata; Actinopteri; Cypriniformes; Cyprinidae. The record is from RefSeq and is a predicted model, not a curated record. Gene Ontology annotation, molecular function: monoatomic cation channel activity.